Molecule: messenger RNA, 1364 nt
Organism: Labrus bergylta (ballan wrasse)
Lineage: Eukaryota; Metazoa; Chordata; Actinopteri; Labriformes; Labridae
Molecular function (GO): lipid binding
Source: RefSeq, a predicted model, not a curated record
CUUAGAUAUCAAAUGCCAAAUUCUCUGUCUAAAGAAGUUUAAAUAGCCAUGGAAUCUCAGGGAAACCAGAGUACAAUAUGCAUGUGUGUGUUUUAUACUACCAGGUUAUCAUUGUUAUAUAACAGAAAAAAGUUGAACCCUGGACCCAUUGAAUGUAUCCUGCAUCCUCUAUCCUGUUUCAGAGCUUCAGGGUGAGUCUGUUCUGACGGGUUUAAAUGGGAACGGUUCUGUUUUCAGAGAAAUGGAUUUCACUAUUUAUGAGAGCCUCUUCAACAGACUAGCUUCGUCUCUGUACAAUAAAGGAGCCUUCAGUCAGACAAAGAUGGUGACCAGUGUACCUGCAAUGUCUAUUUUCAAAACUUUGCAGUUUUUCAGGCAACCACUCGGGCUGAUGAAAACUCUUUUCAUCGAGGUGAAAGUCACUGAAGCGCCCAGCUUCAGCAUCAGGCAGAGUGAUGGAAUCACUGUCAACGCCAGAGCCAGAGUGCGAGUGUUCACAAUGAAGGCCAAAAACAAGAUCAGGGCCGUCAAGAAACAGAGCAAUCUCCUCUCUGUGUCAGCGACAUUUAAGGUUGCUAUGGAGGUUGCUAUAACAGGACAGAGUCUGACUUUUCAUUCAAAUGAAGUCCUCUGUACCAUCCUCACCAAAACUGCCUUCAGAGAUGCAUUGCUGAGCGUUUUAAAUGGUUUUCUGAAGAGCAAGAUUGAGAAAACAAUUUCUGAAAUGCAGAUUCCUUUGUCCAAAGAAGUGGCAUUCACUCCUGGAGAGAUCGACUUCUUUGAUGGCUUCAUGACGGUCAGGGUGAGCCUGGAAGUUGCUGACGCCAUAAUGGAGAAGCUGGUGGGGAAGAUAUUUAAGCAUGCUAUAAGAGGGCAGAGUCUGACUUUUCAUUCAAAUGAAGUCCUCUUUACCUUCGUCACCAAAACUGCCUUCAUAGAUGCAUUGCUGAGCGUUUUAAAUGGUUUUCUGAAGAGCAAGAUUGAGAAAACAAUUUCUGAAAUGUCCAAAGAAGUGGCAUUCACUCCUGGAGAGAUCGACUUCUGUAAGGGCUCCAUAAGGGUCAGGGUGAGCCUGGAAGUUGCUGACGCCAUAAUGGAGAAGCUGGUGGAGAAGCUGGUGGGGAAGGUACACGAGAGACUUGGAAAAGUGCUGAAGCGUGUAUGAAGUCUGGUUGAGAUUAUUAUCAUCAUCCUUUUGUACUGACGCUUUUAUUCAGCCUGAACAAACAUGAGAUGUAAUUAUUGAUAUUGGAUUGCUGUUUGUUCUUUGUUUUGCAUCGUUUUAUACUGUAAAGGAGAUUUUUGUAUUUCAAUGAGAUAAAACAAAUAGAAUUAUAUUUUAAAUAAAAUGAUUUCCCACUCUU